Molecule: messenger RNA, 1524 nt
Organism: Microthlaspi erraticum
Lineage: Eukaryota; Viridiplantae; Streptophyta; Magnoliopsida; Brassicales; Brassicaceae
Source: the annotation of a GenBank genome assembly
AUGGGAGACGUUAAGAAAGAACAAAAGCCUUUUUCAUACGAGAAAGCUAAAACCUUUUCAUGUAAUUCACAUUGUUCUAUGUUAAGGCUUUUCUCGAAGCUAAUCUUAACUUUCGCCAUUAUAUUCUCUAUCCAAUUCGUUUUCUACCCUCUCAGUUUCAUCUCCUCUUCUCAACCUCGACCUCGACCUCUGAUCAAAAUCGCGGUUUCACCGGUCGUAUCCGGACCCGGUUCGGGUCCAAAACCGGAACAAACUGAAAUCAAGCACGUCGUUUUCGGAAUCGCCGCGUCUGCGAAGCUCUGGAAACACCGUAGAGAGUACGUAAAGCUCUGGUGGAAACCCGACGGCGAAAUGAAGGGUUUCGUUUGGUUAGACAAACACAUUAACCAAAACGACACCGAAUUGCCUCCGAUCAGAGUUUCCUCCGACACGGCGAGGUUUAAGUAUAAAUUCCCAAAGGGUAACCGGUCGGCGAUCAGGCUCACACGAAUCGUCUCCGAAACAGUGAGGCUUUUAAACGGAACAGAGUCUGAGAAAAAUGUGAGGUGGAUUGUGAUGGGAGACGACGACACUGUGUUCUUCACGGAGAAUCUUAUCAGAGUUUUGAGAAAGUACGAUCACAAUCAGUUCUACUACAUCGGAAGCUCGUCGGAGAGUCAUAUCCAGAAUCUGAAAUUCUCUUACGGGAUGGCUUAUGGAGGUGGAGGAUUCGCGAUUAGCUAUCCGUUGGCUAAAGCUUUGGAGAAAAUGCAAGAUCGGUGUAUUCAAAGAUACCCGGAACUGUACGGUUCCGAUGACCGGAUUCAUGCUUGCAUGGCGGAGCUCGGUGUUCCUUUGACUAGAGAAGUUGGAUUUCAUCAGGUUGAUUUAUUCGGGAAACUGUUGGGCUUAUUAUCGGCCCAUCCACUAGCUCCAAUAGUAUCGAUCCAUCAUCUAGAUUUAGUGGAUCCAGUAUUCCCGAAUAUGGGCCGAGUCAACGCCAUGAAACGUUUCAUGGUUCCAGCAAAACUCGACUCAGCAAGCCUCACGCAACAGUCAAUCUGCUACGACACGGCUCGCCGAUGGACCGUGUCCGUCUCUUGGGGAUACACAGUCCAGAUCACACGUGGAGUUUUGUCACCCAGAGAGAUGCAGAUCCCCACGCGCACUUUCAUCGACUGGUACAAACGCACCGAUGACAAAAGCUACGCUUUUAACACGCGUCCUUUUAGCAAAAACGCUUGUCAACGCCCGCGCGUGUAUUUUCUGUCCAACGCGCUUCCUGAUUCGGCCUUACACAGAACUGCUAGCGAGUACGUGAGAUGGUAUGACGACUGGGAUCCUGAAUGCGAUUGGAAUAUGUCGGAUCCUUCUGAAAUUGAUCGGGUCAUCGUUUAUAAAAAACCCGACCCGGAUAGGUGGGACAAAAAUAAGGCUCCUAGAAGAGAUUGUUGUAGGGUAUUGCCGAGGAAGAAGAAUGGGACGAUGGUGAUUGAUGUUGGAGCUUGUAAAGAUGAUGAAAUUGUUGAAUUCUUAGUCAAAUAG